This is a messenger RNA of Prunus avium (sweet cherry), 1806 nucleotides long. RefSeq names its product winged-helix DNA-binding transcription factor family protein (gene AT-HSFA5). Gene Ontology annotation, biological process: regulation of transcription by RNA polymerase II; cellular response to heat. The record is from RefSeq and is a predicted model, not a curated record. Gene Ontology annotation, cellular component: nucleus. Gene Ontology annotation, molecular function: DNA-binding transcription factor activity; RNA polymerase II cis-regulatory region sequence-specific DNA binding. NCBI's taxonomy places the organism in Eukaryota, Viridiplantae, Streptophyta, Magnoliopsida, Rosales, Rosaceae.
UUAAGGCCGUAGUUUUACAAGUCAACUCUGGCAACCGGCGCGUCUCGACCCGAGCGUUCUAAAUUCUCUCCUCUUUCUCUCUCUUUCUCCAGCGUCGACUCUCGCUUCAUCCACCUGUCGUCAAUUUUUUUCCUAUUUCUCUCGAACGUUCCAAUCGGAUACGGGACCGCCCAAACCCUGACCCGAGCGCCCAUAAUGGAAGGAGCUUCGACUGCGGGCGGAGGAGGCGGUCCGGCGCCGUUUUUGCUGAAGACGUACGACAUGGUGGAUGAUUCAGCGACAGACGAGAUCGUGUCGUGGAGCUCGAACAAGAAAAGUUUCGUCGUUUGGAACCCGCCGGAGUUCGCUCGGCUUCUGCUCCCCACCUAUUUCAAGCACAACAACUUCUCUAGCUUCAUUCGUCAGCUCAAUACAUACGGAUUUCGAAAGAUUGAUCCAGAGAAAUGGGAAUUUGCUAAUGAAGACUUCAUACAAGAUCAAAAGCAUCUUCUUAAGAAUAUCCACCGCAGAAAACCCAUUCACAGCCACAGUAAUCCUCAAGGUUCUAUGGUAGAUCCGGAGAGAGCGGCUCUUGAUGACGAAAUAGAGAAGCUUUCACAUGAUAAAGCCACACUAGAGGCAAAUAUUUCAAGGUUCAAGCAGCAGCGGUCUGAUGCAAAGCUGCAGUUGGAAGACCUAACACAGCGGGUGAAUUCCAUGGAACAACGACAGAAGGAUUUGCUGAAAUUCUUAGAUAAGAAUGUUCAGAACCCUACUUUUGUUGAACAUCUCACUAGAAAAAUCGAAGCUAUGGAUUUUGCAGCAUGUAAUAAGAAAAGGCGAUUGCCUGAUGUUGAUCACCUACAGCCAGUUGUGGAGAAUAGUUUUGUGGAUAACCAAAGUAGUUCCAGAUCUGAGUUUGGGAAUAUUUUCCACCAAGACUUUUCAAGUAAACUGAGACUAGAAUUAUCACCAGCUGUUUCAGACAUUAACCUGGUUUCACGCAGCACACAGAGUUCCAAUGAAGAUGGGUAUAGUCCUACUAGGAAAAUAUCUGAAGAACUUAAGGGUGUGCAGAAAAGAACAGAAGGCCUUUUAUUUGCACCUGAAACCUUAGAACUUUCAGAUACUGGAACAUCUUUUGCAUUCAAAAUGGAUUCGUUGUUAACACGAAAAGCACCAACUGUUGGAAACCCGAGACUUCAUUCAUUGCAGCCAGGUUUGUCUUCUAACGAAGAGGGUGAUGGCCAUAUAUCCUGCCAAUUAAAGCUCACUCUAGCAUCUUCCCCGUUGCAAGUCAAUAGUAGUCCUCAUUCUGCUACAAUACCCCUAGUAGGUCAGGAUAUCAGCAAAUCCCUAGCAUCAGGAUUAAAUGCCAAUGGCAAGGAAUCAGAUAUAAGAGCCUUUACAAACAAAAAUCCAGCUGAUGAAGACAUGCCUAUUACUUGCUCCCAAGAAGACACAAAUAACAAUCAAGGGCCUCCACCUGCUCCAGUAAAUGAUGUUUUCUGGGAACAGUUCCUAACUGAAAGACCUGGCUGUUCAGAAAAUGAAGAAGCAAGUUCUAAUUAUAGGGGAAAUCCAUAUGAUGAGCAGGAUGAUGGAAGGCUAGGCCACGGAAUGUCCAGAAGUGCCAAGGAUGCUGAAACACUCACUCUUUGAGUACCGCAGUUAUGGUGAAGCCCUGAACCAGGUUCAAAAAAGCUCCCUCCUUGCUUCCCAUGCUUUGUAUGAUUCAGAUUUCAGAAGAUCUGAAACUUGAAAUAACCUUGCCUGUUACUGGUUUGAAUAAGUUCAUGCCAAAAUGCAAUUAGUUCUUAGUCAUCA